Polyodon spathula (Mississippi paddlefish) is the source of this 1569-nucleotide messenger RNA. It is a transcript of the gene sirt2, whose product is annotated as sirtuin 2 (silent mating type information regulation 2, homolog) 2 (S. cerevisiae). NCBI's taxonomy places the organism in Eukaryota, Metazoa, Chordata, Actinopteri, Acipenseriformes, Polyodontidae. The transcript is spliced from 16 exons. Gene Ontology annotation, molecular function: NAD+ binding; histone deacetylase activity, NAD-dependent. The coding region runs from base 121 to 1314 and encodes 397 amino acids. The record is from RefSeq and is a predicted model, not a curated record.
GUGCGCCGCCCCGGAUUGGUUUGUGCGCGUACGACGCAGACAGACCACAACAAACCGACUUUGACGAAAAACAAAAACUAAAAUAUAUUUAAAAAACAAACACUGAAGAUUCGGGUACAAAUGUCAGAUCCCGAAGAGCCUAUCAGUGAAGCAGAGGCAGACAGCUUGCAGGACCCGCAGGAGGAGGAGAGCAGUCCAGCAGAGGGAGCGACAGAGGACCUCGAGAUGGAUUUCCUGCGGUCUCUCUUCUCCAGGAUGCAGGGGCUCGGUUCUGGUCCUGUGGAGCAGGUUCUGGAUGAGCUCAGCCUGGAGGGCAUGGCCCGGUACAUGCAGAGUGGAGACUGCAAAAAUAUCAUCUGCAUGGUGGGAGCCGGGAUAUCCACAUCUGCUGGGAUUCCUGAUUUCCGCUCCCCUGGGACUGGCCUAUACAGCAACCUGCAGAAAUACAAUCUGCCCUGCCCAGAGGCCAUUUUUUUUGAGAUUGGGUUACUUCAAGGAAUACAACACCCCGAGCCAUUCUUCACCCUGGCCAGAGAGCUCUACCCGGGGCAGUUCAAGCCCACAGUCUGCCAUUACUUUAUGCGCAUGCUGAAGGAGAAAGGCUUGCUGAGGCGCUGCUACACACAGAACAUCGACACGCUGGAGCGUGUUGCAGGGCUGCAGGAGGAGGACCUGAUUGAAGCCCACGGCACCUUCCACACCUCGCACUGCCUCAACUUCCUGUGCAGAGAGGAGUAUGGGCUGCCCUGGAUGAAAGAAAAGAUCUUCUCGGAGGAGAUUCCCAAGUGCGAAAAAUGCAACAGCCUCGUGAAGCCAGAUAUCGUUUUUUUCGGGGAGAGUCUCCCCGCUCGCUUCUCCUCCUCCCUGCGCUCGGAUUUCCCCCGGUGUGACCUGCUGAUCAUCAUGGGGACGUCUCUCUCAGUGCAGCCCUUCGCAUCCCUUGUCAUGAAGGUCCCUCCCAAGACUCCUCGCUUGCUGAUUAACAGAGAGAAGACGGGUGAGAGCGAUUCUCUCAUGAGUUUCAUGGGACUAGGAGGAAUGGACUUUGACUCUGAGAAAGCAUACAGGGACGUAGUGUUCCUGGGCUCCUGUGAUGAUGGCUGCCUGGCUCUUGCGGAGUUGCUCGGUUGGAAGGACGAGUUGGUUGCCAUGGUAACCCGCGAGCACGCUGCCAUCGAUGCAUCAGAGGGGGGCGGGGCCUCAGCCAGCAUGGCCAAUCAGAGCAGAGGGACCGGGGAUAAGGGGGCGGGGCAGGAGCAGAAAGACAAGCCUGCCAGCCAAUCGGGUGCAGGAGAGAGGGGGAAGGAGGGCUGACUCAGAGACAGAGUAACAGAGGGAUGGAGAGGAGAGGAAUGAUAGUGACCCUCCCCUCCAUCUACCUUUCUGUUCCUCUCCUCCUCUUCUUGUGUGUAAGGUCUCGUUCAGGUCUGUUUGUGGUUUAGUUUAGUUUUUAACUCUUCGAUCUGUUGUAUUAUAUUUUAUUUUGUUUGUUAAGAAGCUCGGCUGGAGCAAAAUCAGUGAUCUGAUUAAAUUACCUGGAAGAAAUUAAACUAAAUAAAAAAAUCUCUG